This is a messenger RNA of Habropoda laboriosa, 1866 nucleotides long. RefSeq names its product serine/arginine repetitive matrix protein 1. The transcript is spliced from 5 exons. Bases 399 to 1715 code for a protein of 438 amino acids. The record is from RefSeq and is a predicted model, not a curated record. Lineage: Eukaryota; Metazoa; Arthropoda; Insecta; Hymenoptera; Apidae.
UGUAGCAAGAAAGUCUUAACAAUCUUCAUUCGUAGAACGUCACGCGGAAGUGAUUCACUGAUUCUUGUGCCAGAAAAUGCAAGUUUGCAAACUGCCGUGGUGAGAAAAGUGAGUGUCGUUAUCUCGAAAGUUUCUUGAGCCCGGUGAAUGUCGUGAAAUUCCUCGAGUAGCGCUCACUGGGUGGGCAAUUGAUUUUCAAAGUGACCGUCGGGUACGAACGAAUGAACGGCUCUGACGCGUUGGUACGAAUAGCAGCCAACGCUGCCAAAGUUAGAUCUAUUCGAAUACUGUCGAGUAAAAGUUUUGUGAAGCUACGUUAAAAAAAUAUAGUGCAAAGGAGUUCGGAUCACCAACUUUUCGCUCCUCCUAUAUUCUUUAUUCUAACAUCUCUGUCAGGGAUGUCACGAGACUAUGAUAGACGAAGAGGAGGUAGCGGUGGUGGUAGCAGUUCUAGUAAGUUAAGGAUGGAUACCAAUGUAUCACAACCUAGACCUCAUGGUGAAAAUUCAGGAAAACGGAGAGAAUUAGAUAGUGUAAUGCGGAAAGCUCGCGAAUCUCAAUCAAGUUAUUGGAAUAAAAAACUAUUGGAGGUAGAGGAGCGAGAUCCAAAUAGAUGGAGACAUAGUGGAUACAAGGAAUUAUAUGUUGGUGGCACAGCAAGUGGUGAACCUAGCAGAGCACAUCCUCGAAGCCCAAGAAGUCCCAGACCUAGAAGUCCUCAUAUCCCAAGACCACGUAGUCCUCGAACUAGAAGUCCGCGUUCACCUCGUGAUAGAUCACAUACUAGAGGAAGACCUACUCGCAGUCCAAGCACAGGGAGUACCUGUUCUGACCGAUCAUGCAGUGUCUGUUCACCAAAAGAACGACGACGCAUUGCUCAGCCUUCUCGUUCGCGUUCAAGAUCACUUACGCCAAUUCGACCUCGAGCACAUCCGAAAGAAGUUAUACCAUCUAGUUCACGAAUAAUACCAACUCGAACUAGACCACGAUCACCUCCUUUACCACGUCCACGUACACCUCCACCUACACCACAGCCUCCUCCACGUCACCAAAAGGAUUACAAGACAGUUAAAGAAAAAGAAACGAAAGUGCGGCGUAAAGAAAAACAUCAUGCUAGAAUUCCAGAAGAUCCACGGGUUCCAGAUCCCAUUCCAUUGAUGCGUAAACCUGUAAAGGUAGAAAAAACUCAUUCAAGUCAUGGAUCAGCUCAAAUGAUUAGGCCUGCACCUGAAUCCUCACCUAGCGAAGACAGUGAUAGUUCUUCCACAACAUCGCAUGUUGGUCCACCUAGAAUGACAUUAUCAGAACGAUUUGGCAAAAUGGCACAGUGGAGUGUAGAUCGUAGGGACAUGGAAAACAUGAGAAUCACAAAAGAUGGAGAAAACGCAAUGAAAGUUGUAAUAGAGGGUGAAGAAAGAAUUGCAAGAUUAGGAUAUGAUUCUCCACCACCAGGGCAUUAUCCUGAAUCACUUUUAGCACAAGGACCAAGAGGUCUUGAAUGUUGGGAUGAUGUCCGUGUUAGAUAUGAUUAUUAUAAAGCAAGAGGAUAUCUUCGAGAUCUUACUUUAGAUGAUUAUAUAAAAUGGGAAGAAUGGUGGUAUAAAUAUCAAGAAUGGUUAGAGGCAGAACGCUUUUAUGAACAAUGGGCCUCUUCAAACCGUCCUUCCGGUGGCAGUCGCAAGAGACGUGGGCGACGCAAUAACGCAGCUCAUUGAAAUUUCGUAAGCCCGUUAUAGAUCAUACUUGAUUCAUAGACAUUGUCAUUAAUAAAAUAUAUUGUAAUAUUUGUUGUGCUUAGAAAGGAGUGCAAAAAGUAUGUACACGCUCUAUACAGGCAUACAUGCAUUCAUAUAAAAUCCAUGCUCC